Molecule: messenger RNA, 1622 nt
Organism: Tigriopus californicus
Lineage: Eukaryota; Metazoa; Arthropoda; Copepoda; Harpacticoida; Harpacticidae
Gene: Adsl
Product: adenylosuccinate lyase-like
Exons: 1
Coding region: 106-1563 (485 amino acids)
Biological process (GO): 'de novo' AMP biosynthetic process
Cellular component (GO): cytosol
Molecular function (GO): (S)-2-(5-amino-1-(5-phospho-D-ribosyl)imidazole-4-carboxamido) succinate lyase (fumarate-forming) activity; N6-(1,2-dicarboxyethyl)AMP AMP-lyase (fumarate-forming) activity
Source: RefSeq, a predicted model, not a curated record
CCAGCUGAUGUUUUGUCAAUGCCGACUGAACCAUUCCUUCAAACAUUAGGCUCGUGACUUGUCCCAAAACUAAAACCUAGUGUCUGUUGUCAUUCAAUUCCCGUCAUGGCAGAAUUAAAAAGUUAUCAAACUCCUUUAAACUCAAGGUACGCCUCUGAGGAAAUGAAGUUUAAUUUCUCUGACCACAAGAAGUUCUCCACGUGGCGUCGGAUGUGGUGGAUCCUAGGGAAGGCUCAACAAGAAGUAGGUCUUACAAUUGAUGGACAUCCCAUCACCCAGGAGCAAUUGGAUGAAAUGGAGGCUAAUCUAGAGAACAUUGACUUUAGAAUUGCCAUGGAAGAGGAGAGGAAAAGAAAGCAUGAUGUGAUGGCUCAUGUUCAUACUUUUGGGGUGGCUUGUCCCAAAGCCAAGGGGAUCAUUCACCUGGGAGCUACCUCAUGCUAUGUCACGGACAACACGGAUCUGAUCAUGAUUCGGGAUGGUUUGGAUAUCCUUUUGCCUAAAGUGGCCAAAUGUAUCAAGCGUUUGGCGGAUUUCGCCCUAUCGUACAAGGACCUGCCGACCUUGGGCUACACUCAUUAUCAACCGGCACAACUGACCACAGUGGGGAAACGGGCUUGUCUCUGGCUUCAAGACUUGGUCAUUGACGAAAUGACCAUUUCUCGUGUUCGCCAUGAUCUGAAAUUCCGGGGUAUCAAAGGAGCCACCGGUACUCAAGCGAGUUUCCUUCAGCUCUUUGAUAAUGAUGCCGCCAAGGUCAAGGCCUUGGAUAAGGCCGUCACUCGCAUGGCUGGAUUCUCGGGCUGCCUGACCAUCUCCGGACAGACCUACACUCGGAGGAUUGACAUUGGUAUCGUGUCGGCCUUGAGUGCGUUUGGAGCUAGUGCCCAUAAGAUCUUCACGGAUAUUCGGCUCUUGGCCCAUGACAAGGAGAUCGAGGAGCCCUUUGACAAGAGUCAGAUCGGAUCCUCGGCCAUGCCUUACAAACGCAAUCCCAUGAGGAGUGAGCGAGGUUGUGCCUUGUCCAGGCAUCUCAUGACGAUCUUGUCCAAUGCCAUGCAAACGCAUAGCACUCAAUGGUUCGAACGCACUUUGGAUGAUUCGGCCAACCGCAAGCUUACCCUUGGUGAGGCGUUCCUGUCGGCCGAUGCCGUGUUGCAGUUGCUUCAAAACGUCCUGGAGGGUCUGGUGGUGUAUCCCAAAGUCAUUGAGAGACGGAUUCACGCCGAGCUACCUUUCAUGGCGACUGAGAACAUCAUCAUGGCCAUGGUGCGAAAGAUGAAGGAUGGGGAUCGACAAGAGGUGCAUGAGAAGAUCCGGGUACUGUCCCAUGAAGCCGGCAGUGUAGUCAAGAAUGAAGGCAAGGACAACGAUCUCAUUGACAGGAUCAAACGGGACCCUUAUUUUGAACCGAUCUUGGCGGAUUUGGAUCAUCUCUUGGAGCCAGCCACGUUCGUGGGGCGGGCUCCUGAGCAGGUUACGGAUUUCAUUCGAGAAGAGGUGGAACCCGUGCUCCAGAAGUACGAAGGUCAAUUAAGUGGCAGUGCCGAGUUGAAAGUUUAAGAGAAAUAGAUCUGGUCACAUAUUUUAUUUGUCUCGUUCAAUAAAUGACUCGUAGAAUA